ACAAUUCAUUAAGCUUAAAAUUAACUCAUUCUUGGAUUUUUGGUGUCGCCCAUCAUCUUAAAAGCCCGGGAAAAACGUUUGUAUCUACCUUAGCUUGUACUCGAUUCUGGUAACCAUGUUCUCUCGCCAAUCCACAUCUCUUUUCUUCAAACAUCUCCCCAUCUUUCAACACAAUUACUCCUCUCAAACACUUAAUCCCACCCCAAUCAAGAAGUCAAAAAAAGCAUCAACAAAGAGCAAAACAGCUCGAAGCCUAGCUCAACUAAUCAACACCCACAACCCCACUUGGGAAUCUCAUCUCUCUCCUACAUCUCUCUCCCAAACCACCGUUCUCCACACUCUCCGUCUCAUCAAAACCCCAUCACAAGCCCUUCAUUUCUUCAUCUGGGCCCACAAGAAUGGCUUCUCCCACACUCACCAGUCUUACUUUCUCAUGCUUCAGAUCCUGUCCCAAUCCAGGAACUUCAAUAUUGCUAGGAAUUUCCUUUUCUCUGUCGAGAAAAAGUCGAAUGGGGCAGUCAAGAUUGAUGAUAAGUUCUUUAAUGAGUUGAUUAGGAGUUAUGCGAAUGCCGGGCUUUUUAGUGAGUCUGUUAAGCUUUUUGAGAAGAUGAAAUCAGUUGGGGUGUUCCCUUCUGUUUAUACAUUUAAUAGUCUUUUUGUAAUUUUGAUGAGCCGGGGUCGAAUUGGGAUGGUGUAUGAGCUGUUUGAUGAAAUGCUUAAGACGUAUGGCGUUACGCCUGAUAAUUUUACUUUUAAUAUAUUGAUCAAAGGGUUUUGUAGGAAUGGGAAGGUGGAUGAAGGGUUUAGGUUUUUUAAUGAGAUGAUGAAGAGUGGUUGUCAACCGGAUGUUGUUACAUAUAAUACGCUUGUGGAUGGAUUGUGCAGGGUUGGGAAGGUGAAAAUCGCGCAUAAUGUGGUGAAGGGUAUGGUGAAAAAGAGUGGAGAUUUGAAUUUGAAACCUAAUGUUGUUACUUAUACGACGUUGAUUAGAGGGUAUUGUGGGAAACAAGAGAUUGAUGAGGCGUUGGAUGUUUUGAAGGUAAUGGUUGAUUGUGGACUAACACCAAGUGAUAUAACAUAUAAUACAUUGAUUCAAGGUCUUUGUGGUGCACAAAAGCUUGAUAAGAUCAAAGAAGUUUUGGAGGGAAGUUUAGGUGGCAGUCAAUUUGUUCCUGAUGCUUGUACUUUCAAUACAUUGAUCAAUGCUCACUGUAGUGCUGGGAAUGUGGAUGAAGCAGUGAAGGUUUUUGAGAAGAUGGCAGAAUUGAAGGUCCAACCGGACUCUGCCACAUAUGGUAUUCUGAUCGGGAGUUUCUGUCAGAACAAGGAUUAUGAGAAAUCAGAGAAGCUGCUUGAUGAGUUGUUGAAAAAGGAAAUAUUGUUACAAGAUGGUGGAUGUAAGCCUCUUGUUGCUGCAUAUAAUCCCAUAUUUGAGUAUUUGUGUGGUAUUGGAAAAAGUGCAACAGCUGACAGAUUGUUUAGACAACUGAUGAGAAGAGGAACACAAGACCCCGUGUCCUUUAAAACCUUGAUCAUGGGACACUGUAGGGAAGGUAAAUUUAAUGCUGGCUACGAGCUGUUGGUUAUCAUGCUGCGGAGGGAUUUUAUGCCUGAUGCAGAGAUUUACGAGUCCAUAAUCAACGGGGUAUUGCAACAGGGCGAACCAAAACUUGCCCAUGACACUUUAGAGAAGAUGCUAAGGAGUUCCCAUCUUCCUCCAACACCUAUGUUUCAUUCUGUUCUUACCGAGCUUAUUAAAAACAAUUGUGUUAGUCAAUCUGCUAGCCUUCUGAUGUUAAUGUUGGAAAAAAGAAUAACACCAAACAUUGGUCUUUCAACAGAUGUGGUGAAGCUGCUAUUCAAGAAUGGGACACGAGAUAAAGCAAUCGAGAUCCUGAGGGUUGUUUAUGAGAACGGGUAUACAUUAAAAAUGAGUGAAUUGAUUGUUUAUCUCUGUCAAAGCAAAAGACUGCCAGAAGCACACGAAACAUUGAUGAUUUGCCUGGGAAAGGAUCAAACUGUUGAUUCGGAUAUAUGCAGUACAGUUAUAGCGGGACUCUGUAAAAUUCAUAAAGUUUCGAAAGCAUUUGAAUUGUACUACGAAUUGUUAGAGAAAGGGUUUGGAAAAUCUCUGAGUUGCCUGAAUGAUUUAAGAGAUGCUCUUGAAGCUGAAGGGAGAUCAAAGGAAGCCAAAUUUGUCACUCUGAGGAUGCCAAAACAGCACUAAACAGGCUCAAUCAAAUCUUUAAACUCAGAGCUAUGGACCAAAUUGACUUUCAUGAAUUUGUAACAAGCUUUGUGGUAAAUAUAUGUAACUGUGUUUUGUUUCUGUAA
Messenger RNA from Daucus carota subsp. sativus, 2334 nucleotides. RefSeq names its product pentatricopeptide repeat-containing protein At1g02060, chloroplastic. Bases 116 to 2227 code for a protein of 703 amino acids. The transcript has a single exon. Gene Ontology annotation, molecular function: protein binding. The record is from RefSeq and is a predicted model, not a curated record. Lineage: Eukaryota; Viridiplantae; Streptophyta; Magnoliopsida; Apiales; Apiaceae.